Molecule: messenger RNA, 1803 nt
Organism: Aspergillus clavatus NRRL 1
Lineage: Eukaryota; Fungi; Ascomycota; Eurotiomycetes; Eurotiales; Aspergillaceae
Product: Y-family DNA polymerase
Exons: 2
Coding region: 1-1803 (600 amino acids)
Biological process (GO): error-prone translesion synthesis
Cellular component (GO): nucleus
Molecular function (GO): DNA-directed DNA polymerase activity; damaged DNA binding
Source: RefSeq, a predicted model, not a curated record
AUGGCGUCGAAAGACGAGACGCCUGAUAAUACCGGUGUGGGCAAUGCGAAGCUUUCGCUUGACGAGGAUGAGACUCUGAAGUAUCAGUUACUGGGCCCUUCUUUGACAAAGGCGGGUCAAGAUGCGGUUGACCAGCGAAAGGUAUCUGAAAUCAUCUACAAUGCGUCUAAAGGCUCUAAAUUCUUCAACCACGAGCAGAAUCGUGACAGGGUCCUGACCGUGAAAAUCGAGCGUAUCUUGAAAGAGAAAGCUCGUCUAGAAAAGAUGGACCUGUCGCACGAUUUGCGAAAAGCUGAUGAGCUGAUCAGUGAACUUGAAUCUACGCGAGAUUUAUCGCAGUAUGUCGUGCACGUUGACUGCGAUGCAUUCUUCGCCGCGGUGGAGGAGCUUGACCGGCCAGAGCUGAAGACGGUUCCCAUGGCAGUAGGCAAAGGAGUGCUAAGCACAUGUAACUACGAAGCGCGAAAGUAUGGAUGUCGCAGCGGGAUGGCCACGUUCGUGGCCAUGAAACUCUGUCCGCACUUGAUCUGCCUCCCUCAGAACUAUGAGAAAUACACCGCUAAAGCGCAGGAGAUCCGUGCGAUCUUCGCGCAAUAUGAUCCUCUCUUCGAGAGCGCGAGUAUUGAUGAGGCGUACCUCAACAUUACCUCUUAUUGCAACGAAAACAACCUGGAUCCGGAGGAAGCUGUCAGUCGCAUGCGCGCGGAGGUCUUGGAGAAGACGAAGAUUUUCGUCUCCGCAGGCAUAGCAGCCAACGCGAAGAUUGCGAAGAUCUCAUCGAACCGCAACAAACCGAAUGGGCAGUUUCGCGUGCCCAAUGACAGAGACGCCGUCAUGGAGUUCAUGAAGGAGCUACCGGUUCGCAAGGUGAACGGUGUCGGUCGUGUCUUUGAACGUGAACUUGAUGCGAUUGGCAUCAAGUCAUGUGGUGAUAUUUGGCCUCAGCGUGCGUAUCUGACCCGCCUGUUCGGUGAAAAGGCAUUUCAAUUUCUCAUCCAGUGCUAUCUUGGCCUGGGGAGAACCCAAAUCCAGCCCGUGGAGAAAUACGAACGAAAGAGCGUCGGCACGGAGCGUACAUUCAAUGAACUCGGAGACAAGCAAUUGCUACGGGGGAAACUCUGGGACACGGCGCAGGAACUGGAGAAGGACCUCGCUCGGAACGAAUGUAAAGGACGCACCUUGGUUCUCAAAGUCAAACUGGCUUCCUUUGAGGUGCUUUCGCGACAAUGUCAGCCCCCGAGGGCGUUGUCACUCGCCAAAGACCUUCACUCGUUUGCACUUCCGAUGUUGGCCAAACUUGAACGAGAGAUCCCGAACAUGAAGCUCCGACUCCUUGGGUUGCGCUGUACCAAUCUAGUAAGCACCAAGAAAGUGGAGGUCAACUUCUUCGGUCCACCAUUGAGGCCGAAAAGUCUAUCUGGAGAUUCACCGAACGCGACUACCGAGCAGGAAUUGAGCGCGGAGGAAGCCUUUGAGCAAGCCGCUCGCCAGGAAAGGCAGGAUGAUGCUCAUGAGUUGGAGAAACUCAGUCAGGAGCUGUGCGAGACCGAGAAGACGAAUCCAGCCGAACCCGAGCUUUGGAACUGUCCAAUCUGCUCGAAACCUCAGAUCGCAGAGGAUAGAGCGUUCAAUGAACAUGUCGAUUUCUGCCUGUCGAGGGAGACGAUCCGAGAAGCCGUUCAAGAUACCACCGAGGACUCUCCAGCUACUCCAUCGAAAAUAUCCGGACGGAAAAGAAAGGCGACAAAGGAGUCGUCGAAUGAAGUGCCUGAUCCACGACAAAAACGACUGUUCUUCACUUGA